CGUCGAAUGCCUCUAGGAAAUGAUGUUAGCGGUACAGAAAAGAAAGGCCCAACAGAAGAAGUUGAUGAUGAAUUUGUUUGUGACUCUGAUGAGCUACUUCCUUUUUACACAUACAGGGAUUUAUAUCUUCGUCCAAUUCAUAAAGUUAGAAUACAGGUGGAUCUUCCUAAGCUACGACAGUUGGGACAAUCAAUUUCUAAUUGGGAAAUUAGAGAACGAUUAAAGAAAAUGCUUGGAAAAGUUGAGUUAUCCGAUUUCAAAGUGCAAGAAAGUACUCUGGAAGAAGUGGUCUUUGUUGCUACUGUUAAUACUGGCAUCAACGCAAAAACUGCAAUUAGUCUUUUGAAUGGCAUUACCUUCCGAGCUAUUGGCUUCACAGAGCCACUAUCAGUUAAAGCAGAAUGUGCCAAACCCGAUUUUCCAACACGCAUUGAUUGGGAUGCGUUUUUUGCGUCAAACAAAAAUUUGGACGAAAAAGAACCAGGAGAACGGCCAGAUACAGUUUACAUAAGUGGAUUGCCAUUCGACUGGUUCAAGGACCCAAUUGAAGGCUCUACUGAAAACACUUUCAAACAUAUUUUUGCUGAAUAUGGAGAAGUUAUUUGUGUGGACAUUCCUCAAUGCGAUCCAAUACGAAAGGAGAUGGACCAGGAAAUUUCAGGGAUUCAACUUUCUUCUUGGCUACUUGGACAAGAUCCAUUCUUUGAAGUCUAUAUUCAAUUUCGAGAAUACGUUAGUUUUGCACAAGCUAUGGCUUUUCUUGGAGGUAAAAAUUUGGUUCAGAAAAAUCCUAAUGGAGAAAUUCGAGAAGCUAAAAUUAGGGUCGAUUUUGAUCGGACAUCUCAUUUGAGUAUUAGAAAGAUUACACAACGAAAGUUACGUCGAAUGUGCCUUGAAUAUGAGCGAGAUAAGCAAGAACAAAAGAAAAUGGAUGAAAGCAAAAGGCUAGAGGAAAUGAUUAGAGAAGAGAAAGAAAAACGAGAUAGAGACGAACGUGAACGUGUUAUGCGUGCCUUACUUAGGGCUGAGAGAAGACAACGAAUGAGAGAGAAACGAGAUUUUGAACAAUUACUGCGGAAAAAAUUAAAACAUCGACUCACUCAUAAAUUGGAAAAGAUUUGGAAGGAACGUCAAAAAGGAGCAAAAGCACUUCUUCGACAUAUUGCGGAAAUUUAUAGAGAAAAACAACAAUUAGAAAAACAACGUUUAGAGGAACAAAAAGCUUUAGAAGCACCAAUUCAUGAACUAGCAUCUGCCUUUGUUCGUGAACAAGGACUUCCAAUGGAAGAAGAAAUACGUCAAAGAAUAUUACGAAAACAAGAAUUAAAAAUGAGAACAAGAAUAACAAGUCGAAUGAUAAGUGAAUGUGCAGCAGAAACAAAAAGAAAAGGUUAUAAAAGAAGUCAAAUGAAAGUAGUUUUUGAAAGAUGA
This is a messenger RNA of Meloidogyne enterolobii, 1431 nucleotides long. The record is from the annotation of a GenBank genome assembly. Lineage: Eukaryota; Metazoa; Nematoda; Chromadorea; Rhabditida; Meloidogynidae.